GAUUACAGUCGUGACCACUGCGCCUGACCUAGACUGUUUAGCUUUAACUUCCUAGGAUACAAAUACAAAACAGACUAGGGCCGAUAAUUUGCUGUUUUCAAAACAGAAGUGGAAAGCAUGAUUUUCUACUUCUGGAAUAAUUUAGAGUGACAUCUGGUGGUCGCCUGUUAGACAAGAAUUGUUGAAGAAACUGAAUUUAAAAGCCUAUAAUAAAUAAAACUACCAGACAUAAAAAGAUAAGAACGAUGAAUUAAAGUAGUAAAAAGUUUAAAAAACGUAUUUUAAAUCCCCACUAAAGAAAAGUUUUUUUAAAAGGCUAGUUGCAGACUUUCAAUCCACUGGACUUUAAAAAGUAACAAUAGAUUAUUUAAUGAGUAGUUGUGACGAAAAAUGUAACAGUUAAUUGAUGGCAGGAAAUACGAAUUGAUUUAUACUGGUUUGAAGAUUCUGGCUUGAGAGGAAAUGCAACUUUACGGGGGAAGACGACUCAAAGGUUACAGGAACAAUUUAUUCACAAGGCAAAAUAUCUUCAACGUCUCUCCAAAACUUCGAGGGCAGAAUGGGUAUCUGCCGAGAUGGUAAAAUGUUCAGUGAGCAGGAAAUAUUUCACCGGAUCUCACUUGCUUGGGAAAAAAGGCAGUGAACGCGACCCACGCGACAGACUAGAUCGCACGCUCGGCCUCAGAUUGGUCGAGCCUGUUUGGGCUGCGCAAAAAGCGGAAGCGCGCUUUUCAAAGUCGUCCCACCGUCGAUGAAGGCAGGCCACUUCCGGCGUAGCCAUGGCGGCUAACGCUACUACCAACCCGUCACAGCUGCUGCCGUUAGGUAAUCGCCGUCCUUUAGGGAGCAGGAACAGGGAGCUGAAGUUCAGGAUUAGGGGCCGAGGGGCUGUUCCGAGGCAGGCCCUGGCCGAGUGUGGGGAAAUGUAUAGGACCAAAUGCGGUUCGACUCUCGGCUCCAAGUCUUCAAGGCAGCAGGCCGCCCCUGCUCUUUAACGUGGUCGGGCUCCUCCGGGCAAGGAUUUCUGACUCCUCAAAGCAGACCGUCACAGGAGAAGGUCCACAUUUAGUGAACGUGUCGUCGGCCUCCUUUGUUGUGAGCCCGCCUUUGCAGUGUGAUAGAGCUUGUGGACAAAUGUAUAGGAUCAAGAAUUCACAUUGUGAUGAAGAGUGAUAAGGAAAUUGUUGGUACUCUUCUAGGAUUUGAUGACUUUGUCAAUAUGGUACUGGAAGAUGUCACUGAGUUUGAAAUCACACCAGAAGGAAGAAGGAUUACUAAAUUAGAUCAGAUUUUGCUAAAUGGAAAUAAUAUAACAAUGCUGGUUCCUGGAGGAGAAGGACCUGAAGUGUGAAUGAGUUUCCUUGACUUAGCUAGAUUCUGUUUUGUCUUUUAAUGACAAGAAAAUGGAAUUUUUUUUUUUCCCACCUCCUAAUGUUUAAAUCCCAUAAAGCUAAGUUUCCCGUUAAAGGGAAGUGCUUUGAAGAUGUGUACCCAUUUUUGUAAGUUAAUCAUGAUUAUCCUGGAAAAAGAAGAAAAGAGCUUCUUCUUUGAAGACGAAAAUAAAGGUGUUUUUGGUUAACUGUCAUUUUAUUUAUUGUGCUGCAGAAGCCAGUGGAACAAAGAUUGUGGUUAUUUUGCCACUUUUCUGUCAUUAUAUGCUUAUUUGCUUUCUCAUUUACAUGACCAUUUGAUUCUCAAACAAAAGUCGUUCCAAACAAAAUGAUGAACUUUGAUUUGAACAGGUGCAUUUAAACAACUGGAAAUGAUCACUUAGAAAAUUAAAUUAAAAUGCUGUUGUUUUGUAA
This is a messenger RNA of Chlorocebus sabaeus (green monkey), 1805 nucleotides long. Lineage: Eukaryota; Metazoa; Chordata; Mammalia; Primates; Cercopithecidae. The record is from RefSeq and is a predicted model, not a curated record.